Molecule: messenger RNA, 3282 nt
Organism: Paraphaeosphaeria sporulosa
Lineage: Eukaryota; Fungi; Ascomycota; Dothideomycetes; Pleosporales; Didymosphaeriaceae
Product: DUF726-domain-containing protein
Exons: 3
Coding region: 52-3282 (1076 amino acids)
Source: RefSeq, a predicted model, not a curated record
ACAUCUCUGUACAGUACACACGCUUGCUUUGCACAUUCAGCGUGUCGCAACAUGUCGGGCAAACCGGGCAUACCAUCGUGGCAGCGCGUGCAGGCUCCAGCCUCUACGCCUGCAGAAGGAGACGCGCAGCCGGCAUCGGAACAGCAACCGGAGAGCACCCCAGCGGCUCCAUCACGCGCAGAGGAAGCAGAUGGAGACGCCACACAGGACACUGCCACCGGCGACGCGUCAUUACUAGACCAGGCAUCCAAGUUCCUCGACGACCCCGCCAUUCGCGAUGCGCCGCGCGAGAAGAAAAUCGAAUUCCUGCAGUCAAAGGGCGUGAAGGCGGGAGACAUUGACGAGCUGCUGUCGAGGGACACCCCACGAGAUGUAGCGGAAGACCUCGCGCAAGCUGGUGAACGGGCGUGGUCGUCGAAAGCAGCAUCGACAGCCCCCCGACCACCGCUCGUAACCACGAAACGUCUUUUCAACACUGCAUACAUGGCUGGAGGCCUUGUUGCAACAGUAUACGGAUUGUCCAAGUACAUAAUAGGCCCCAUGACCCAGAAUCUUACCGAGUCACGGCACGACUUUGCGAGCCACGCACAGGAACAUCUCGACAAACUGAACGAGCGCCUACGAGACUCUGCGUCAAUAGAUCCGGCAACUAAACAAAAACCAAGUGCCUCCGAUGCGGCCGACGACAUAUCCGAGACCGACUCCGAUCCCACAGAGCUGUACCACCGCGACUUUGGCACGCAAACGACACCCACCCUCUCACGCAGAGAUUCAAAAUCCUCCGACGCGACUGAAGACGAAAGCGUGGUCAAAGCUCACGAAAACCGCCUUAAGAUUAUCACAUCGCAUCUCCGCGAACUUCAGUCCACUCGAUCCAACGACACAGCUUCUUCGGAUUCGCUGAAGACCCAGUUGUCAGAUCUUCAGACGUACCUAAGCGACAUGAGCUACCAGAACCAAUACUACUCCAGUUCGGGCGGCUUCUAUGGCGGCACGUAUGGGCUGCCCAAGACGGGCGAUGGGAAAGACGACCAGAUGGAGGUGCUCAAAAACGACAUACGCGCAGUAAAGGGUGGUUUCGCGAGCAAGUUGCCUUUUGGGCACUCGCGCUCGAAAUCGCCGUCGCAAUCUGGAGAGCAAGAUGGCUCGCUCACGACGCUGCUCACCGCAGAUCAAUGCGCCGACCUUACGUUCCUGAUCGCCACCAUCACAAUGACGAUGCGGAAAUCGCUACUCGACACGUUUGCCCCCGAAGAAACGCCUGUAGAGGCGAAGACUGCAAUGUCGGAAGAAGCAGCGCUGGCUGCUGCGCCUACAGACCUCGAGAACGCGGAUAUCGAGACGGAAGACAAGCGGAGGAAGAAGCAGGAGCAGGUUAAGAAGGACAGGGAAAAAAGACAGGAAGAAGCCAAGAAGGAGCUCGCGAAGCCAGAGGUGCAGGAUCUUAAGAAGGAGAUGCUGAAGAAUUUUGAUGAAUGGCGCGGCAGGGUGGUGGGGAGGGUGGGCGAGGUGGUGAACUCGCGGAAGGAGGCGCAGCAGCAGAGCAGUCAAGUCAAGGAGGGGGAUGUGGAGAAGAAGGUCAAGAGGAGCGACACCGGGAUGAAAAGUCUCGGCGGCAUCGACGAUGAAGGCGAGGACGAGGACGCGGUGUUCAAGGAGCUGUAUCCGGCCGUGGAUACAGCGCUGAUGCAGCUGGAUCUGGAGAAGAGGAAGCUGGUGCUGCAUUCUUUUGUGCUGAUAUUGCUCAGCCUGGAGACAUACUCGGCGCACUCACGCGUGCUACUGCUCUACCUUACCUCCUCGCUGCAGCUCAAGCUCUCGGUCAUGAAGAACGACGAGGAGACCGUCGCGCGCGGCCUUCUCGAAGCUGCAUCAAAGCAGCUCAACGCCGAUGCCGAGACUAAGAAAGCCGCAGAGUCCUCAAGCACAGCGCGGAAAUGGAAGGUCGGCCUUGCAGGCGUCGCCGGCGCAGCCCUAAUUGGAGUCACGGGCGGUCUCGCCGCACCACUUCUAGCUGCAGGUAUAGGCAGCGUGAUGGGCGGACUGGGUCUCGGAGCUACAGCCGCAGCAGGAUACCUAGGCACCCUCGCCUCGUCCUCCGUCCUCGUCGGCGGUCUCUUCGGUGCCUACGGUGCCAAAAUGACCAGCAAAGCCAUGGACGAGUACGCGCGCGAAGUCGAGGACUUCGGCUUCAUUCCUAUCCACAACUUUCACCGCCCGCGCAAAAUCGAGAAGGAGUACCGCCGUCUGCGCGUCGCAAUCGCCAUCUCCGGCUGGCUCACUAGCAAAGAAGAAGUCGUCGUGCCCUGGCGCUACGUCGAGCAGUCCAUCGAAGGCUUUGCGCUGCGCUGGGAACUCGAGUCGCUCCUCAAGCUCGGCAACUCGAUGGACAGCUUUGUCAAGAGCGCCGCCUGGUCCUACGCCAAAGGCCAGAUCAUCAAGCGUACCGUCUUCGGCGCGCUAGCUGCCGGUCUCUGGCCUCUCAGUCUCCUGAAGCUAUCGUCCCUCCUCGACAACCCCUUCUCCGUCGCCAAAUACCGCGCUGACCGCGCAGGUGAAGUCCUCGCGGACGCCCUCAUCAACAAAGUCCAAGGCGAGCGCCCCGUAACUCUCAUCGGCUACUCCCUCGGCGCGCGCCUCAUCUUCUCGUGCCUCCAAACCCUCGCGAAGCGCAAAGUCUUCGGGCUGAUCGAGAACGUGGUCCUGCUCGGCUCGCCCUGCCCGUCCGACGCAGAGGAUUGGCGCGCGCUCCGCAGCGUGGUUGCUGGCCGCGUCGUCAACGUUUUCUCGACAAACGACUAUAUCCUCGCGUUCUUGUACCGCACGUCGAGCAUCCAGCUCGGUGUCGCAGGGUUGCAGCCAGUGCUUGGCAUCCACGGCGUGCAGAAUGUGGAUGUCUCUGAGAUGGUUGGGGGGCAUCUCGAGUACCGCUAUCUCACGGGCAGUAUUCUCAAGAAGAUCGGCUUUGAGGACAUUGACGUUGCGGAAGUCCAGCGCGAAGAAGACGAGUUGAAAGCUGUGGCCGCGGCGGAGAAGAAGGCGGCUAAGGAGAAGGAGGGUAAGGUUACGGAUGAGGAUGAGGAGAAGGCGCAAUUAGAGAGAGAUAUCGAGAAGAAGAACGAGGCGAGCACGAUGGACUGGAUGAUGGAGAAGAUGAAUGUAGGCUCGCUGUGGGGCAGCGGGCGGAAGGAGAAGACGGAGGCGGAGAAGAUGGUGGAGUUGGAGAAGCGGGCGAAGGAGAAGGGGGAGGAGGGCGAGGGUGGUGCCAAAGCGGCGGCUUGA